Alternaria atra is the source of this 1020-nucleotide messenger RNA. RefSeq lists its product as uncharacterized. NCBI's taxonomy places the organism in Eukaryota, Fungi, Ascomycota, Dothideomycetes, Pleosporales, Pleosporaceae. Bases 1 to 1020 code for a protein of 339 amino acids. Gene Ontology annotation, cellular component: nucleus. The record is from RefSeq and is a predicted model, not a curated record. The transcript has 3 exons. Gene Ontology annotation, biological process: rRNA processing.
AUGACCGCAAGCUCAAAGAAGAAGAAGGAGAACAAGAAGAAAGACUUCCAGAAACCAAAGUUAAAGGUUGGAAAGGCGAGACCAAAGGCAGCAAAUAGCACAGAUACGAGUUUCCGGGCCAAAUCAAUUGCUCUCAAGCAGCAGGCACUUUCCACUAGUGCCCCAACUCUAGAAGCGCAAUGCGCGCACCACCUGGGUCUACUGAACCACAAGUCAGAUACACAGCGAAAAGAAUCCCUGGCUUUCUUAACAUCAGCCAUUACGAGCAACUCGCCAAAAGUUCCAUUGCCGCAACCUUCGUCUGUCAUCAUUCCUGUGGCACAAAAGCUCAUUCUAGAUGGAUCAAACAGUGUUCGUCAGCAGCUGCUCAAGCUUCUGCAGAGUCUGCCACCAAUCGAUAUCGCUAGCCACGCAGACCAGCUGCUACUUCAUACAAGAGCUGCGAUGACGCACUUAGCAACUGAAAUUCGUAUAUUUGGCCUCGAAGUACUUGAAUGGCUGCUUGUAGUUACAGGCGACGAGGUCGUCAGUUGUGCUGGAGGCUGGGUGAAGAUGCUCAAAUGCUUCCUCAGUUUGCUUGGGUGGCAGAGUGAAGCAUCGAGCAAGUGGUCGUCUGGGAAAUCGUACGGAAAAGCCGAUACAAAGAUGCAAGUCAAGCAAAUGAAUGCGUUGACUUCCUUCCUGCGCACUGGGCUCUCCCAUGCGCAGACUGUCGCUUCUGUCGACGCCAGCGAGAACACCUUUCUGCUUUGGCACACACAGCACCACGUGCUUUCCGAACGAUCAAACGUCUAUGCGCAUCUAAACUUAUUCGGCGCUGCCAGAGAUGAAGAGGCAGAGAUGUAUGAAGACCGCGAAGACCGGCAAAGACUGUUUCGAGACCGAGCCGAGGCUGCCAUCAUCACAGGAUUGGAGCAAGCUACCAAAGGUGGUGGAGAGCUGGGUAGAGCGGGUGCCCAACUUCGCAAGGCUGUGAAAGAGGGAAUGGCGGACUUCUACCGAGAAGAGCCGACCGCCUAA